Zootermopsis nevadensis is the source of this 2360-nucleotide messenger RNA. RefSeq names its product facilitated trehalose transporter Tret1. Gene Ontology annotation, molecular function: transmembrane transporter activity. Gene Ontology annotation, cellular component: membrane. The record is from RefSeq and is a predicted model, not a curated record. NCBI's taxonomy places the organism in Eukaryota, Metazoa, Arthropoda, Insecta, Blattodea, Termopsidae. Gene Ontology annotation, biological process: transmembrane transport.
CAGUGACCGCUACUGUGCCUCCCUACGAAUACUGAGACGCAAAAUCCAACAGCGUCGCAAGGGGAAGUGGUCUCGGAAUGUGUUGUUGUUGCAUGACAAUGCCCGCCCACACACCAGCCAACAGACUCAAGCUGAGCUGCAGUCACUGGGGUUCACUGUGCUCCGACACCCGCCGUAUUCCCCCGACCUGGCACCAAGUGACUAUGCCCUCUUCCGUGAGAUGAAGAAUCCCCCGCAUGGUUACCGAUUCCCCGAUAGUGACGCCUUACAUGACGCUGUCAGGGAGUGGGUACGAGACACCCCCAAACAAUGGUUUCGUGAGGCGAUACGGAAAUUGCCAGAGAGAUGGCAACGGUGCAUCGACCUCCAGGAAGAAUAUGUGGAACGGGCCAAAGUGUAACCUGGGAGCCACCACCAUCAAGGAUCACGUAAUUCAGGGUGGGUCGUCUAAUUUGAAAUGCGCAGUGGGUCGAGGAAAUGUGACGCCUCGCAGCGACACGGUGCCUACUGUUUUCGGGAUCGCUCGCUACAAGAGGACAAAGGAUCGUAGUCAGAAGCGAAACCAUGAUGACCAGUAUCCUAGCAACGAGAAGUGUCCCGUCCCGAACGUCGCGGACUCCAAGAAAACAUUUCGCACCGCACUGCCGCAGAUUCUGGCAACAUCAGCAAAGAAUAUUCUGCUCCUGGGUUACGGGAUGACACUCGGAUUCCCCACCAUCGUGAUCCCCUCGCUGCAGCCAGGCCACGGCAAUGUGACUGACAUGCGCGAGAAGGAUACGUUCAGCCUCACAGAAGAGCAGAUUUCUUGGUUCAGCAGCAUCAACCUGAUCUGUGUGCCUCUGGGUUGUCUCGUAUCUGGAGCUAUCACUCAGCCACUGGGUCGAAAGCGUGCCAUGAUUAUGGUGAAUUUUCCAUUCAUCGUGGCCUGGAUCUUGUUUCACUAUUCCGUGAACGUCGGCAUGUUGUAUGCCAGCCUCGUGCUUACAGGAUUUGGAGGUGGCAUCAUGGAAGCACCAGUUCUGACCUACGUGGCAGAGAUCACGCAGCCGCACCUGAGAGGCAUGUUGUCCGCCACCUCUUCCACUUGCGUCAUUCUCGGGAUCCUCAUCCAGUUCCUGAUGGGAACGGUGCUCGCCUGGCGAACCAUUGCAGCCAUCAAUGUUAUUUUUCCUCUGGUUGCCAUAAUCGCAAUCUGCUUCGUUCCAGAGAGUCCUUAUUGGCUAAUUGGUCAUGGACGAGUGGCUGAUGCCGAGAAGUCAUUGUGCUGGCUAAGAGGCUGGGUAGAGCCCCACGAGGUACAACACGAACUGAUGCAACUGGUGUCUUCUAUCUCGGCUAAAAACCUCUCGAACAAACACUGCGCGCCUUCAGUCUCCUCCAGGCCUUCCUGCUACUCGUGGCGUAACUAUGCAAAACGCACCUUUGUACAACCCUAUUGCCUUGUAUCGGCCGGGUUCUUCUUCGGCCACUUUGCAGGGAUGACAACACUACAGACGUACGCUGUCAGCAUCUUUGCCGCGUUGGGCGCUCCAAUUGACAAGUAUGUCGCAACGCUGUACCUGGGUGUUGUGGAGCUGGCAGGUGCUCUAAUUUGUGUUAUCCUGGUACACUGGGCGGGGAAGCGACCCCUCACCUUUGUGUCGACUGUUGGAAAUGGAUUGUGUUAUAUCGUUGUGGCCGCAUAUGCAUAUUUCUACUCUUCCCGUAAUUCGUACGAAUGGUUGCCGUUGACUUUCCUUAUCGCGUCAGCAUUCUUGUCUCAUGUUGGCAUCCGUCUGUUGCCGUGGAUACUGAUCGGCGAAGUGUUUCCGUCGGAGAUCCGCAGCGUUGCCAGCGGAGCUUCGGGAUCUGUUGGGUACAUUUUUGGUUUUGCAGCAAAUAAGACAUAUUUUUACAUGCUGAAUUCCAUGACAUUGCCUGGAACAUUUUGGUUUUAUGGUGUGGUCAGCUUGGUAGGGUCAGUCUGGUUUUAUUUCUUUCUGCCAGAAACAGAGGGUAGGACCUUGCUUGAGAUUCAGGAGCAUUUUGAAGGGUCUCGGAAUUUGUUGAAAAAAGGCAGAUUGUCAUCGAGGGUGCCUGAGGAGUGGGCUACUGCAAACCCUGCACUGGUUCCUGAUACUGAGACGCAUCUGUAAAGUAGUAUUUCAUUGAGCAGGAACACUGUAGUGGAAGAAUUUAUCCUUUCAUUGACGCAGUGCAGAGAUUUGCGCGUGGUUUUACGUAAACAGUUAUAGCUGAAGUCUUAUUUUGUUGGUGAAUUGUGCCAGGGUGUCUGCCUGUUGAGACUUGGUGUGUGGUCCAGUUCUCCUCUUCCCACUCCUAACUUAAUUAUUUGAUAAUAAAGGUUUUUAUUGACAUAA